AUGAAUGAUCCCAACGAUAAAUUCAUGGCACCACCCAUUGGGAUUGAGGAGAGGACUGGUGGAUCUUGCACGUCGACAGAUGUUUCCUCCCCUGGCACCAUUCCGCCGUCAACUUCAUUGGAGUCGGGCCAGGACAUGGAGACUGCCCUUUGGCCGGUUGAACAACAAGGUGGAAACAACAACUCGGUUAUUUUUGAUGUUGGGAAUAGCGUGGAAGCAAGAUUGGCCCAAGAAGCCGUGGCUAAUGUGCCCUUUCCCUCGUCAGGUCUUAUCAAUGAGGGGUGUACGUGUUACCUGAAUUCCCUUCUGCAGCUCUUAUUCCACCUUGGCUACUUCCGCGCUGCCGUCUAUCGCAUGCCGGAGGAGGGGGAGGAGGAGGAUGGAAGCUGCAGUAUUUCCGAGGCACUGAAAGAACUCUUUUUCCACAUGCAGGAACGUACGACACCGGGACACACGAAAAAGUUGACUGCCGCAUUUGGAUGGACAGAGCGGGAAUUGUUUAUCCAACAUGAUAUUCAGGAGAUGGCAACGCUGCUGCGUGAUAAUCUGGAGGAGAAAAUGAAGGGAACAGUUACAGAGGGGGCGAUCAAUCAACUGUUCGAAGGACGUGGAGAACAGGUGGUGAUGACGCUUGAUAAAACAUACGUGUCAAGGAGUCGUGACAUCUUUUACGACAUUCACUUGCCACUGAGCCCACAUGUUACCCUCAUUGAGAGCCUUCGCUCGCUGACAGUAAAGGAGCAGUUGGUCGGGGACAAUAAAUAUCGUGUCGAGGAGCUCGGAAAGGAGCCAGAGUACAAGGAUGCAGAGAAGAGUUAUGAGUUUUGCCGUUUCCCACCCGUUAUUUGGUUUCACCUGAAGCGGUUUGAAAUGAAUCUCAUGUCACCUUCGUUGGAGAUGAAAAAGGUGAAUAAUCGUCUUGAAUUCCCUGUGGAGUUGUGUUUGCAGGAGUUUGAAAAGGGGGGUGAGAACUGUGAGGUGGGAAAGAGGCAAAAUGAAGAGCCGAAGGGAAAUACGGGAAAUCAUGCGGAAGAAAUGAUAGAAAAGCAAAAACGGCAGCAACAACAACAACCGUUCAGUACAAAUUCACCGGCAAUUUAUGAUUUACAAGGGGUUAUUGUGCAUCGUGGCUCAGUACGUAGUGGUCACUACUACUGCUACAUUCGACAAUGGGACCCUGUACAAGAAAGUUUUGUACGCUGGAUUGAGUAUGAUGAUGAUAAAGUGACUGUUGUUUCAGAGGAUUUGGCGGUUAGUAACAACUUUGGUGGUUGUGUGACGCGUCAAGGUCGUCAAUCGUCUGUAAUGGCCACGAAUAACGCGUAUAUUUUGUCCUAUGUACGGCGUGCGGAUUGUGCAAAGGUGUUGGCAUCUCCAUCGGCGGAUAGUAUUCCCCAGCGCGUGUGGAACGCAUUCCAGCGCGAGGUGUUGGAGGAUAAUCGCCGGCUGCAGAUGGAGAAUGAGCAGCGCCGUAAAAUGAACCUGGUCAUAUUUACGGACGAACUUAUCCGCGAGCACGUGGAGCAGUUUCAGAGUGAAACCUUCCCUAGAGACAUAAGAGCCUCCGCAAAGCUUGGUAUUGAACUCGGGAUAGAAAAGCGAGACCCGGUGCGUUUGGUGUACGAAGUGAUUGCCGCACACAAACAGCUGAAGUCACUGCAAUUAAACCCCGGCGAAUUUCGCCUGUGGCGCUCCAUAGCAAAUCGAAGUAUUCGGCCAAAUUUGCCGCUCAAAACAUAUGAGGCCUGUGGUGACACGUUAAUGGCAGAAUAUCUUGACAAGGGCGAGGAGCUGAAUAGCCCCAUGACAUCUAUCUUUGUUUACCUCCAGCUACCGACCAUGCUGCCGCCAUUCCCAGUGACGGAUGCGACAUCAUUUAUCUUGCAGUCCCAGAAAAGCGAGGAAGUGAAUGAAAUUGCCUGCUCCAUUUUGCUGCGCCAGUCUGUCAAACUGGAUAGUGUCAAUCUUUACUUGGAGUAUGGCUGUUACCGGAGGUCGCAAUUCUUUGUCUACUUGGAACUCCGCAGUGAGGAGGGGUUUCUGCUUGAGUACAAAGAUCGGGGUUACACAAAUGAACGCACGGUGUUUAAUUUUAAAGUCAACCCAGAGUUACAGAAUAUACUGGGCCUUGUGUAUCGGAUUGAGAUGCCAAAGGCAGCGGCAAGCGUGAGGGUGCGUGAGAUACGUUUAGGUGCUCCCGCCACGGCAUUGCCGACUCUUCAGCCAACAUAUCACCCUGGUGAGGCGGUGUUACCGGAAGCUAACGAAGAAAAUGUAUUGAUCUUCUUUAAAUACUUCAACUACAUCACAUGUCGUCUGAUCUACGCUGGAUCGGCGAUCGUACCACUGACAGCUACAAUAGAAGCCUGUGGAAAUGUGCUUCGCCAGUUGUUGGAUGAAGACGGUGCAACGACGGAACCUAUUCAAAUGCUCGAGGAAAAGCACGCAACGGUGCGUCCGUUACGGAAUGAUGAGACGAUUGCCUCCGCCCGUAUUACAUCUGCAGCUGUGCUAAUUGGUCAACGGGAAGAGACACCACUGGUUUGUCGUUAUCCAAGAGUUGAGGAAUAUCUUAAUGCCAUUUUGCAUGCCAUUCUUGUGCGCAUAGUACACAUCAAAUUUGAAAAAAAUACCACCCCACAUUUGUGGAUGUUUGAUAGCAGCGGCACCAGUAUUAAUGGUGGUAGUGUUAUUAGUACUAGCAGCAGUGGUAGUAGUAGCAGUAACAUUAAUUUUAAUACAACUGGAAGAAGUGGAAGUGCUGGUGGUGGUGGUGGUGGUGGUGGUGAUAAUAAUAGUAAUAGUAGUGGUAUUUUGGUUGGAAGCGAUCGUGAGGGAGGCGUAGUUGGAGAUUCCUCAGUGGUGGAGUUUGUGUUAUGCACAAAAGAUGAAGAGAAGGAAUGCUGCGAUACCAGCUUCUACGCAUCGAGGAGGUUUGAUGUCAAUGAAAUAUAUAUGCGGAGCAUGAACACUCAGUGGAGCUACGCAGAGGUGUGUGAGGUAAUUGGUGCUGCGAGUGGGUUUGAUCCCAAUUACAUUCGGUUGUAUCGGGGUGACGCCAAUGCGAGAGAGCAGGUGUCACCAGAGGCGGACCCCUCACCGAGCACGAUGAGUUUUGGGGAACUUUUAGGUGGUGGAAGAAAUUGUGUUCUGUUCUUUGAAGUGCUACCAAAGCCACGGCGUGUCAUAGAGGCCAUGCCGAGGGUUAUUGUGACUGUCCGAACUGAAACGAACGAGCCUCUUUACACAGAGAAGAUUGUGAUGCGGCAAAAUGCAUCGUUUGGGGAUUUGGUGCGGGGAACGCUGGAGCGAUGCUCACGGAUGUUGCGGCGACGAAUUGCCACUACUGCUGCCGCCGCCGCCAAGGAUGGUAACAGCGGCAGAAUUAAUAAGAGCUGUGAUGGCUUUGAUAUUAACAGUGCCAACAUGGGUGAUGGCGUGGCAGUUCCUUUUAGGAUUGCUUCACAUUAUGUGAUUGUGGUAGUGGAUGUAGGUGUCGGUACCAUCCGGAAGAUUAUCGAAGCCCCCAUGACGCCAGACGGUAAGUGCAACUGUGGGCUGCCCAUUAAGGCGGAACGGGAGCCGUUGACACUCUCGCUUUUGCCCGCGCAGCCACUGAUGGAAAAUGAAUUUCGCCUUGCGUGCUGUCACGGGGACUGGCCGGGUGACAUGUACGGAUGUCAGCCCUUUAUAUUCGGCCAGCCUUUUUUUGUGACAAUCAACAACGCCACCACCGUCUCGGGGGCGCGAGAAGUGUUGCUCGAGUACUCUGGGGUACCACCAGACGAAGUAGCGUCGUCGCGCUACGGAGUGGUGAUGUACACAGACAUCGUCAGGCACUUUCCAAACUGGAAUGAGCGGCUCUACCUGUACUGGAAGAAUACGGAGAACAGCAGCGGCCGGAUCCCCACACUGCUGCUGAAUCACAAGCGGCCGAGAGAAAAACCGGGGUCCCGUUAUGUCGUGCAGAAUAAUCCCGCCCUACGGAUAUCAAAGAAAUGA
Molecule: messenger RNA, 4002 nt
Organism: Trypanosoma cruzi
Lineage: Eukaryota; Euglenozoa; Kinetoplastea; Trypanosomatida; Trypanosomatidae
Product: ubiquitin hydrolase, putative
Exons: 1
Coding region: 1-4002 (1333 amino acids)
Biological process (GO): protein deubiquitination; regulation of protein stability
Cellular component (GO): cytosol; nucleus
Molecular function (GO): cysteine-type endopeptidase activity; cysteine-type deubiquitinase activity
Source: RefSeq, a predicted model, not a curated record